Cercospora beticola is the source of this 1443-nucleotide messenger RNA. Its product is annotated as indoleamine 2,3-dioxygenase. Gene Ontology annotation, biological process: 'de novo' NAD+ biosynthetic process from L-tryptophan. The record is from RefSeq and is a predicted model, not a curated record. Gene Ontology annotation, cellular component: cytoplasm. Gene Ontology annotation, molecular function: heme binding; metal ion binding; indoleamine 2,3-dioxygenase activity. NCBI's taxonomy places the organism in Eukaryota, Fungi, Ascomycota, Dothideomycetes, Mycosphaerellales, Mycosphaerellaceae.
CAGAUUUGGAGCGUCGGCCAGCAUGAGUCCUUCAAAGAUACCAGUUCUACCAUCUCCAGAAGCGCUUGCAUCUUACAACAUCUCAUCGAAUGGUUUCUUGCCCGAGGAGACACCACUAGGUCGCCUUCCGCAUGAUUACUAUCAGCCAUGGGAGAGUUUAAUCGCACAAGUCACGGAGCUCAUCGAGCGGCAACAAAUCCGAGCGGCGAUUGAUGCUCUACCGGUGCUCGAUUCAUCACACCUCUACACCGAAGCCGAAUGGCAAAGAGCAUACUCGCUCCUGGCGGUAUUGGCGCAAGGUCACAUCUGGGCAGGACCCGAACCUUCUGAGCGCCUACCACCGCAAAUCACAAUUCCCUUCUUGCAGACCUCAGAACAUCUCGAAGUCCACCCAAUCGCCACAUAUGCCGCGUUGAAUCUCUGGAACUGGCGGCCGCUCAAUGCCUGCAGCGGAAGGACCAUUGAUCUGACAGAGCCAGACAACUUGAUUGCUCUCCAUACCGCAACAGGCACCGACGAUGAGUCCUGGUUUCUCGUCAUUUCCAAUGCCAUGGAAGCUCGCGCAGGACCUCUCAUCCGAGCAAUGUUGUCCGCGAUCGAGGCUGUCGACCGCAAUGACAACGCCACCAUUAUCGAGAGCCUGCAAUACUUCAAGCAAAGUAUGAUCGACAUCGGAAGACUUCUCGAGCGCAUGGACGAUCGAUGCCGCCCACAAGUCUUCUAUCACCACAUUCGACCUUUCCUAGCUGGAAGUAUGAACAUGGAGACAGCUGGCCUGCCAAAGGGAGUCUUCUAUGAUGAGGGAGAUGGCAAGGGAUCUUGGAGAAAGUACAGAGGUGGAAGCAAUGGCCAGAGCUCGUUGUUGCAGUUCUUCGAUGCAGUGCUCUCUGUCAACCACGAUCGAAGCGGUGGCUUUCACGAAGAGAUGCGACGAUACAUGCCUGGUCCACAUGCUCGGUUCCUGGAUGACGUCGAGAAGAUAGCGAACAUUCGUCACUACGUCGAUAAUCUGGACGCAUCUCGCGGCCACAGCGACGUGGUGCGGGCUUUCAAUGAGGCAGUUGCGAGUCUGAGCGAGUUCCGGAACCUGCAUAUCAACCUGGUGACCAGGUACAUCAUCAUCCCUAGUCGACAACCUAAGCCAGAGAGCUUGAUCAUUCGGAGGGAUAUUGCUUCGACUUCGACAAAGCUGGCUUCUGUUGAUUCCACUACCAAAGACCUGGUCGGCACUGGAGGUACCAAGCUAAUUCCAUUCCUGCGAACGUCAAGAGACGAGACCAGCGAGACUGUAGUCGCGAGAUGAAAAUCCUGUUACUCUCCUCAUGCUCAAUACUCAGUGCUGUCAUGCCUCGGCAUGAGUACGCCGAGCAAUCUAGCUCUGAUCAGGAGCCAAGAUCUCGCCCGAUCAGAACAAGGACCGCUGCAUUCCAGCGCAUACGCAGC